CGCCCAUCCAUUUGGUCACGUGAUUUCAACACGCCUGCUAGCUCUUUCGCGGCUUCAAGAUGUCGGUAAAGUACGAAAAGGACGGCGAGAAUAAAGGAGAGAGCUACCGUGUUGCGGUGCAAACCGAAGUUCCUGGUGAUGGCAGGAAGGCGGAUGGCACCUCCAGCAAUAAGAAGGCCAAGAAGGCCAAGAAGAACAAGAAGAAGGAUCUUAGUGAGCUGAAGAAAGAGUUGGAGUUGGACGAUCAUAAAAUUAGUGUGGAUGAACUGUAUGCCAGGCUUGGCACUCAUAUUGACACUGGUCUAACAAAAGCUCGUGCAGCGGAGAUUCUUGCUCGAGAUGGGCCCAACUCCCUCACGCCUCCCAAGACCACCCCAGAAUGGAUCAAAUUCUGUAAGCAGAUGUUUGGUGGAUUUGCUACCCUACUGUGGAUCGGCUCUAUCCUGUGCUUCUUUGCAUUUGGAAUUGAGGCUGCCAGCAUAGAUGAACCUAACAUGGACAACUUGUACCUGGGUAUUGUAUUAGCUGCUGUUGUCAUCAUCACAGGCUGCUUCUCUUAUUACCAAGAAGCCAAGAGUUCAAAGAUCAUGGAGAGCUUCAAGCACAUGGUGCCUCAGGAGGCUCUAGUAUUCCGUGAUGGUGCCUGGUCAUCAUUGAACGCAGUUGAAGUUGUAGUUGGUGACAUAGUUGAGGUCCGUGGUGGAGACAGGAUACCAGCAGACAUCAGGGUCCUAGAAGCAAGAAGUUUCAAGGUCGAUAACUCUUCCCUAACUGGAGAAUCCGAACCUCAGAGUCGCUCACCAGAAUUUACUCAUGAAAAUCCUUUAGAGACCAGAAAUAUUGCUUUCUUCUCAACCAACGCUGUGGAAGGUACAGCACGUGGUGUGGUGAUCCAAUGUGGUGACAACACUGUGAUGGGUCGCAUUGCUAACCUGGCUUCUGGAUUGGACACUGGAAAGACUCCUAUUGCUCGUGAGCUGGAGCAUUUCAUUCAUAUCAUCACCUCUGUGGCUGUAUUCCUGGGUGUAACCUUCUUCUUUCUCUCCUUCCUGCUGGGAUAUGUCUUCAUUGAGGCUGUUAUCUUCCUCAUUGGUAUCAUUGUUGCUAACGUCCCUGAAGGCCUCCUGGCUACUGUCACUGUAUGCCUAACCCUGACUGCCAAACGUAUGGCUAGUAAGAACUGCUUGGUCAAGAACUUGGAAGCUGUGGAAACCCUUGGCAGCACCUCCACCAUCUGCUCCGAUAAGACCGGUACCCUUACCCAGAACAGAAUGACCGUCGCUCACAUGUGGUUUGACAACUCUAUUGUGGAAGCAGACACUACUGAGGAUCAAUCAGAAAUUCUUUUAAAAUUUUUGUCCACAGGAGAAUCUUUGGACAAAACUUCUCCCGGCUGGAACGCACUCUCCCGUAUUGCUUGCCUGUGCAACAGGUCAGAGUUCAAGGCUGGUCAAGAUGAAGUACCAAUCCUCAAAAGGGAAACCACUGGUGAUGCAUCAGAGUCUGCUUUGGUUAAGUGUGUGGAGCUUUCCAUGGGAAGUGUGCAACAAUUCCGUCAGAAAAACAAGAAGAUGGCUGAGAUCCCAUUCAACUCUACCAACAAAUAUCAGGUAUCCGUGCAUGAGUGCGAUGGAGAUGAACGCUACCUCCUUGUCAUGAAGGGAGCUCCUGAGCGCAUCUUAGAUCGUUGUACUUCCAUCUUAUUGGAUGGCAAGGAACAGCCACUUGGUGAAGACAUGAAGAUUGCUUUUAAUAAUGCAUAUCUUGAGCUUGGUGGGCUUGGUGAACGUGUACUUGGAUUCUGCCAGUACCUGCUCCCAGAGAAGGAAUUCCCUCGUGGCUUUGUGUUUGAUGCUGAGGAGACCAACUUCCCUCUGGAGGGACUUUGCUUUGUAGGUCUCAUGUCUAUGAUUGAUCCCCCACGUGCAGCUGUACCAGACGCUGUAGGAAAAUGUAGAAGUGCAGGAAUCAAGGUUAUCAUGGUUACUGGUGAUCAUCCAAUCACAGCUAAGGCUAUUGCUAAGGGUGUCGGCAUCAUCUCCGAGGGUAAUGAGACAGUUGAGGACAUUGCUGAGCGUCUUAACAUCGAUGUGGCUCAGGUCAACAAAAGAGAUGCCAAGGCCAUUGUUGUCCAUGGCUCUGAGCUUCGUGACAUCAGUAAUGAGGACCUAGAUGACAUCCUGAACAACCACACUGAGAUUGUGUUUGCCCGUACCUCCCCACAGCAGAAGUUGAUUAUUGUAGAAGGCUGUCAGCGUGGUGGUGCUAUUGUAGCUGUAACUGGUGAUGGUGUGAAUGAUUCCCCUGCUCUCAAGAAAGCUGAUAUCGGUGUUGCCAUGGGUAUUGCUGGAUCUGAUGUCAGUAAACAAGCCGCUGAUAUGAUUCUGCUGGAUGAUAACUUUGCAUCAAUCGUUACUGGUGUUGAAGAAGGUCGUUUGAUUUUUGACAACUUGAAGAAGUCUAUUGCAUACACAUUGACCAGCAACAUCCCUGAGAUCUCUCCCUUCCUGUUCUUCAUCUUGGCUCAGGUUCCUCUUCCACUUGGCACUGUUACCAUUCUCUGCAUUGAUCUGGGAACUGAUCUGGUACCCGCUAUUUCCCUCGCCUAUGAAGAAGCUGAAAGUGACAUCAUGAAGCGACAGCCACGUGACCCAAUCAACGAUAAACUUGUCAAUGAUCGAUUGAUCAGUAUGUCCUAUGGUCAGAUCGGUAUGAUCCAGGCCUCAGCUGGCUUCUUUACCUACUUUGUCAUCAUGGCUGAGAAUGGCUUCCUGCCACAUACUCUAUUCAACCUCCGUCGAGCCUGGGAUAACAGGGGUGUCAAUAACGUUGAGGACUCCUAUGGACAGGAAUGGAGUUACCGGCAGCGCAAGGUGCUUGAAUACACAUGCCACACUGCCUUCUUUGUGAGUAUCGUGAUUGUGCAGUGGGCAGAUAUCAUCAUCUGUAAGACUAGACGUAACUCCCUCAUCCACCAGGGAAUGAAUAACUGGGUGCUCAACUUUGGUCUGGUAUUCGAGACGGCUCUUGCUGCAUUCCUUUCCUACACACCAGGUCUGGAGAACGGCCUGCGCAUGUACCCACUCAGGAUUGGAUGGUGGUUUGUCGCCUUCCCUUUCAGUAUUCUUAUCUUUGUGUAUGAUGAGUGUCGUCGGUUCAUCCUCCGUCGUAACCCAGGAGGCUGGGUCGAGAAGGAAACAUACUAUUAAUGUAUCACCAAAAGACGCCUAGUUGGGCGUAAGUGAGUUGGGACUGGGGUAAGAGGUUGUUGACACCCAGUUUCAAAUCAAUCAAUUUACUUAAAAGGUCCCUUUGCCUGUUGAACCUACAUUUGCGUGUUCCCCUCAAGGUUAAGUGAUGGACUAGUGAAAUAAAGAUGGUUACUUGAGGCUCUUUAUAGCGUGAUCAAAGGAACAUGAAGUUGGAAGUUAAGAAGUCGGGAAACAUGUCAAUGUAGAUAUCAAACAAUGUCAUCUAAAGUCCAUCUAUUUGGAAGGGGUUACCGUUAAGUUUGCUCAACCUAGUCGAGGCUAGGCUGUCUUAAGAGAGAUAGGUAUGAACAUUACUGCAAAGGAGGGACUUACUUAGGAAUUCUCUAAUAAAUGAAUUUGUAGGAAAAUUUAAAAAAAGGAGUGUGGCUGCUGUGUAAAGCAGUUGAUAAUUUUUAGACGUAUUGAUACAUUUUUGGGGCUGUCAAAAGCCUAGUUUUUAAUUUAGGACUGAAUGCAAAGUGUGUAUAAAUUAUAUGUGGAGAAACGUAUUGGAACACAAAAGUAAAACACCAUUUAAAUGUAUUCUCAUAAAAUCCCAAGACCAAUGAUUAGGGAUCACUUGUAGUGUUGAUCCAACAUUCAGAUUAGAUUAUGCUUGGUGAGGCAGGAAUGGGCGAGGCCAGAAAGGGCGGGGCCAGAAAGGGCGGGGCCAGAAAGGAUGAAAGGGGACGCGAGGACAACAUUUGAUAUAAGCUGUAGUUAAAAAAUAUAUAUAAAAAAAACAAACACAAAAACAAAAGAUUUUAUAAUAUCCUAUAUCUACACAUCAAGUUAUAUUCAUGUUCAUGUGUUUAACCAGGCACUUUAGUAAUAUGAGGGUAUCUAGUUAAUUUGCUAUUAAAGAUAAGCCAACAUUUUUUGAUAUAACAUUCCUAGUUAAGAUAUGUGCAAAUCAAAUCAAAUGAAAAAAAAGGGUGGGGGGAACACAUCCCAAGAUACAUCCAUGAUUAUUGUACAUUGAAACAAUGCCAUGUAUAAUUAUACACUUACAAUAAAGUCUUAUCAAAAGCAUUUGAAUUCUUAAGAGGUUUAAUGCAAGUAUCAGUAUUACUUCACAGUGUCAACAUUGCCAACCAAUUUUACAUAUUUACUUGUUGGACUAACUUUAGCUCUGUCUAAAAAAUUCAAAAAGAACAAAUGUUUUCAUUAAGAUGGGAUCUGCCACAAUCUAAGAGGGAAAAGGGACAUGACAAUAAGUGCUUCUCUGAUGUCGCAGAUAUAGAUUUGGAUCAGUGCAGAGCUUUGACCAACUAUGACAUCUUGUUUUAAUGUACAAUAAUCAAUUCCAACAAACUAUUAAUGUAUGCAAAUCUUGAAAUAUUCUGUUGAUGUAACCAAGUUGUUUGCAUAUCUUGUUAUUGUCUACUGCAUGUAGAGCCGACCCUAUCAAGCUAAGUAGGUGUGUUAUACAAGAAGUAGUAGUUGUACAAAACUUCAACUCGCGCUCCUACAAAACUGCCAAGUCUUUUAUUGCAUCUGCCUGUUGCCCUAUUUCAUAAAGCUGCUAAAACACAGACUUGCAAAGCGUAGAACAUUUUGCGCAAGUCACCAGUCAUAACGUGGUUGUCACUGCCUCUGAUUAAAGAAAAAUGAAGUUGUUAUUCUGAGUUCAUGAAACUGAUUGGCAGAAAACACCUUUUCUCGCUUAUUUUGGUUUGAUGCUCUUAUUUUAAUCUUCAUGCUGAGUGUAGUUGCAAAAAUAUUAUAAAACCCAAUCCAAGUCUAGAGAAGAAUGAAGUAUUUUUGUCUCCAACAAAUUAUGACUUGGUGCAUUGGUGCAUUUUCGUUUGCUUCCUGCACUGGUAACCCUGAUGGCCAACCCUAUGCGUUUCACUUCACUUCGCUGGUAGUUUGCAUAGAUUAAUAGAUAUGUAAAUGCUUUGAAUCUUGACUGCUUGUCAACUCUUUCAGGAUUUAUGUUUUCUUGUGUUGUACUUCGUUUUUAAACAUUUCCUUGUUUUUUCCUCCUUUCUUUUCAGUUCCUUUUUUUAUUUUAAUUCUAACCAUUUGAGUGAUUGUUGAUAUUGUAUUGCAAUAUGCUUGUUCGUUAUUGUACGUUUUGAUAAAAAAUAAUAAUUACAUAAGGUUAUCAGAUGUUAUAUAUUCAUAUAGACAUGACAUAAAUUAAUGUACAUUGCAGUUAGUAAGUAGGGAGAGUUUUUGGUUAGCUUUUACAGUUGUUAACAUUGCAUACCCUGGAGAGUAUUGUGCGACAUUUGUCCCUGUAUAUUAAGACAGACAGUUCGAGGACUUGUUUUUAUCAUAAAAAAAUUGAUGUAUUUAGGCAGCCAAUCACCAGCAGUCUUACACACACUAUUUACCAAAGCAUUACGGCUAUAAACCAACAAAUGUAAAGUAUUUUCUCUAGCGGCAUAUUAGGGAUUGUCAACUAAUGUACAUAACAUGUAUUUGAACUGAACUGGAUGAGGUUGGGCACCAGACUCGCUACAUAAAUCCAUAUAUUUUCUAACAACAGGAUUAUCUGAACAUAUGAACACUGCGUUAGGGCAGCCAUUUUGUUUUCCUUCAUUCAACUACAUACUGCUAGACUGAGGCUGGAAGUGUGGAGUAUUCUAGUCACUUAAAUUAUGGAUAUGGAGCCUAUAGCCAUGGCAAAACGUAAAACUCACAAAACAUUGAUGGAUGACAGGUAUGCUCAGUAUUACUAUUAACUUUCCUUGCUUUCUUUGUAAUUAAUUGUGUUUUCUUUUUGUGAGUUUAAGACAGUUUGGAUUUGCACUGAAUUAUUUUAAACGGUAGGAACGUUUUCUUUUCGAUACUUGUCGUUAAUAAUCAUAGCAACAUUUGGAGACUUAACAUGGACUACAACUGUUUAGUAACAAGAGAGAGAAAGAGAGAAAGUUUGAUAUUUUGCACUGUUGGUUGUUCUGGUCAUCGACGUUUAAUAUCAAGUAUGAAGAAAAAGACAGGGAAGUACAUUUACUCCGAUUAAAACUUUGAUUAAAUUGGUUUGGUCAUGGCCAGCUACAUUACCUUGCAUUAUUUAUGUAAAUUAGUGUAAAUGCCAUUCCACAAUUUUGCAGGUCGAGACUGUCCUUGCUCUAUAAUAUCUAUUAACUGUUAGGACCAUGUACCAUGUUGCAUUCGGACAUACUACUCUUUCUGUAGGUAAUUGCACAUAAAGAUUCACCAAGUCAUAGCAAGGGACUUGGUUACCAGCCAUACAAGAUGUGCGUUUGUAACUCUAAAAAGUAGAAGAUUGGUGUUUGACGGUGUUUAUACAAAGUGGACUCUGCAUCACGUACAUUAGAAUAUAACUUUACAUGUAUUGCCUUGCAUUUCUUUUCCUUCUCUCCCAUUGGUUGCUAUUAAGUGAUUUGUUUUGUAGUGUCCAAUUAUAGUCAACCUUACAUCAUGACAACCUCAGGUGAACUUAAUAAGUAUCUAAAUAUAAAAAGAAGUAAUCCACACAUUUUGCAUUUUUUGGAAACUUUGUUCAUGGGAAACAACUGCAAACUGCUGUUGAGAAAUGCACAUAAAACAAAAAAGGUUGAAAUCUAAAUCUGUUUAAAGUUAGUUGCAUGUAAUAUUUUCUUAAUCUAUGCAGUUGACGUAUAAAUUAGUAGGACACUAUCUUAAGCAAUACAGGGGGUAUUGUUUGAAGCAGUGCUGAAGUUAACCAUGUUUCCCGUAUGUAAAGAAUGGGGUUUACUAUGUAUCAGUAUCAAACUUCCGUUUAUUUAAAACAAAUUAGUAAAUGAUUGUAUGUUUAAAUUUAAGCUUGACUUAUUUUAGUUUUUAUAUUGAGUUAUAAAUUACGUGUCCGAUUUCACUUUAAAGGUCUACUGAUUGUGUGGUACCUUACAUUCACUAUGAAUUGUUUGGUUGAGGGAUUGAUUUACAGACCAAAAUAGAGAAUCUAAAGUUGUGCAAAACAUUGGCCAAACUUUGACCGGUUACCAUAGUUACACAAUGGUUACCAGUCAAGUAGAAGUUGACUUGCGCAAUCUUUGGGUCAUUGCAAAUCUGUCCUUUUCUAAGGAAUGGUAAUGGACCACAAUGUUACUAUACCAAUAAGUGUAUUAUUGUAUUUUAGCUAAUCACCGGGUAUAUUUUGUGUUUUUUGGUAAUAGUUUGAUAAAGUGAUUUUGUUUUCAGUCUCAAACAAUUUGGAGUAGUUCCUCUUGUAGCUCUGGUAUUUUUAACUUGUAGUUUGACUGUUAAAGAUCUUUUAAUUAGCAGCACAUUUUGAUGGUUGCUUGUUAGUUUGGGGGGAGGGGGUGGCAAACCUGCUGGACACAUUGUCGAUUAAGUGUGUGAGUAUGAAUGAUUCUACUAUCUUUGCGCAUGUUUGCAUCCCCUAUGGUUCAAACAACACCAAUUGGUUAUUCCUUUAGUCCCAUAGAGGGGUUGCGUCAAAUGUAUUCAGCAUGUGCACAAAAUUACUGGAAACCCCUUCUGUGUUGUGGUAUAUCCCAUUUGAUAUUCACCUACAGGUUGUUAAUAUUGUAUUACAUAACGAACCCACAAUGUGCAGUUAAUCUGUUCCAUGGUUUUGUGGUAGGUCUUAAUUUUAAUUGACCCCUCUAAGGCAGUGUAGCCUCCCUGUGUUGUGAAUAUGAAUCUUUAAUACAUGGGAGGUUCCAUUGUCUUUGAAGGGAUUCAGUAUAUGGAAGCUGCAGCUUCAUACAAUAAUAAAAUUGUCCUUUGUGAGUUUAACAAAUAAAAAACCAGUUUCCACCUUAA
Molecule: messenger RNA, 7979 nt
Organism: Asterias rubens (European starfish)
Lineage: Eukaryota; Metazoa; Echinodermata; Asteroidea; Forcipulatida; Asteriidae
Product: sodium/potassium-transporting ATPase subunit alpha-like
Exons: 22
Coding region: 60-3209 (1049 amino acids)
Biological process (GO): proton transmembrane transport; intracellular potassium ion homeostasis; intracellular sodium ion homeostasis
Cellular component (GO): membrane
Molecular function (GO): ATP binding; P-type sodium:potassium-exchanging transporter activity; ATP hydrolysis activity
Source: RefSeq, a predicted model, not a curated record